Meyerozyma guilliermondii ATCC 6260 is the source of this 621-nucleotide messenger RNA. RefSeq names its product protein-arginine N-methyltransferase. The record is from RefSeq and is a predicted model, not a curated record. NCBI's taxonomy places the organism in Eukaryota, Fungi, Ascomycota, Pichiomycetes, Serinales, Debaryomycetaceae. The coding region runs from base 1 to 621 and encodes 206 amino acids. Gene Ontology annotation, molecular function: protein-arginine omega-N monomethyltransferase activity. The transcript has a single exon. Gene Ontology annotation, biological process: peptidyl-arginine methylation.
AUGAAAUAUGUUAUAGAGCACAUGGAAGAAGGGUUUUCCGAGUGGGUCAUCUUGGAAUACACUCAGAUAAUCAAGGAGGUUGGCAAAGAAAACUUGAUCUUGACAUCUUUGCCCAGUGCGGUUACGGAGGCAGAUAUACCCAAAAGGUUGCUCGACUUGGGAUUGCAAUGGACCACUAAAGAAUGUGUUGAGAUCGAGGGACUCGAAAAGAAUAACGUCUGCUUGUUGGAUCCCGCUGCUGAAACGGAAUUGACUCCGGAAGAUAGCGAGAAGUUUGACUUUUUUGUGUUUGGAGGCAUCUUGGGAUCUCAUCCAAGAAUCGACAGAACAGGAAUCUUGAGGAGAAAGUAUGGUUUUGCUGGGCGUAGAUUAGGUGCCCUUCAGAUGACUACUGAUACUGCUAUCAGGACCACGCAAAAAAUAAUCGAAGAUAAAAAAUCUUUCGAGGAUAUAAAGUUCAUCGACUACCCAGAAAUACGCUAUAAUAAGCACGAGUCUACCGAGAUGCCGUUCAGAUAUAUACUCAACGAUGAGGGAAUUCCUAUACUUCCCGAAGGCAUGCUCGAACUCAUCAGAAAAGAUGCAGAACAAAGUAUUGAUGAUUUAUUGAUGGAGGAAUAA